AUGAAACCAAAGAGGAUAGAAAAGAAAUUGAUUCAGUCCUGGAAGUCAGCAGGGGGCGGCGUCAGGACGGGUGGGCCGUUGUCUCACGGUGCGUCCUCUGUGCUCUGCAGCCUCCACGGACGGUACCGGGAACUGGCUCCACACCUGGUACCGCUGGACUACACCAACAACCCGGACAUCAAAGUCCCAAAGGCGCUCAUCGUCACCAUGCCGGAGCUCAAGGAGAACCCGUUCAGGGACAGGAUCGUGGAGACGUUCUCUGAGGACGGACAGGGCAACAUGAGCUUCAAUGACUUCGUGGACAUGUUUUCAGCUCUCUGUGAAACGUCGCCCAGAGAGCUGAAGACCAUCUAUGCCUUCAAGAUCUACGACUUUAACAGGGACAACUUCAUCUGCAAGGAGGAUCUGCAGAAGACCCUGAACAAGCUGACCAAAGGGGAGCUGACCCCAGAGGAGGUCAGGCUGGUGUGCGACAAGGCCAUGGAGGAGGCCGACCUCGACGCCGACAACAAGCUCUCCUUCUCAGACUUCGAGAACAUGAUCUCCAAAGCUCCAGACUUCCUGAGCAACUUCCACAUACGGAUAUGAGAGCAGAGAUCCUGUACAGGACAGAUGUCUCACCUGGACCCAUUCUUGACUCCACUGAGUCUGUGACCAGGACCAGUUCUGGAUCUUCUGGCUCACUCUGAUCGUUCUGGAUCCAGCUGAACCCUACUGGACCCAUCUGGUUCCGGCGCUGUGGAACAAACUGGACUUGGUCUAAAAGCACACGGUUAAAGGGCAAACAGCGAGCAGCUAUGCAACCCUGGUCCCCUCAUCGCAUGCUGUACAUAGCUGCUGCUGCUGCAGCUGCUGCUGCUGCUGCAGC
Molecule: messenger RNA, 868 nt
Organism: Poeciliopsis prolifica (blackstripe livebearer)
Lineage: Eukaryota; Metazoa; Chordata; Actinopteri; Cyprinodontiformes; Poeciliidae
Product: calcium and integrin-binding family member 2-like
Exons: 5
Coding region: 1-588 (195 amino acids)
Molecular function (GO): calcium ion binding
Source: RefSeq, a predicted model, not a curated record